AUGAGCGCGCCGCCCCCAAGUGGUGAGGCGGAGAAGAACAUUGAGAUAUGGAAGGUGAAGAAGCUGAUCAAGCGCCUGGAGGCGGCUCGUGGAAAUGGAACGUCCAUGAUUUCGUUGAUUAUUCCUCCAAAGGAUCAAAUAUCGAGAGCGGCGAAGAUGUUGGCUGAAGAAUUCGGAACGGCUUCCAACAUUAAAUCCCGAGUCAACCGUCUAUCCGUCCUCUCCGCGAUUACGUCCACUCAGCAGCGUCUGAAGCUCUAUACCAGGGUUCCACCAAAUGGCCUUGUCGUCUACUGUGGUGAAAUCAUCACCUCAGAGGGAAAAGAACGUAAAAUCAAUAUUGAUUUUGAGCCUUUCAAGCCUAUCAACACCUCCCUCUAUCUCUGUGACAACAAGUUCCAUACCGAAGCGCUAAGUGAGCUCCUCGAGUCUGACCAAAAGUUCGGGUUCAUCAUCAUGGACGGAAACGGUGCAUUGUUCGGUACCUUGAGUGGAAACACCAGAGACGUCGUUCACAAGUUCAGUGUCGACUUGCCCAAGAAGCACGGUCGUGGUGGUCAGUCCGCUCUUCGUUUUGCUCGUCUUCGUGAGGAGAAGCGUCACAACUACGUCCGCAAGGUUGCAGAACUCGCAGUUCAGAACUUCAUUACCGCUGAUAAAGUCAACGUUGCUGGUUUGAUUCUUGCUGGUUCUGCCGAUUUCAAGAACGAUCUCAACCAGUCCGAUCUCUUCGACAACCGUCUCCAGUCCAAGGUCAUCAAAGUCGUCGACGUGUCGUACGGUGGUGAGAACGGAUUCAACCAAGCCAUUGAGCUCUCCUCCGAAACCCUUGGCAACGUCAAAUUCAUCCAGGAAAAGAAACUUAUCGGCAAGUACUUUGAGGAAAUCAGCCAGGAUAGCGGACGUGUUUGCUACGGUGUUGAAGAUACUUUGAAAGCGCUCGAACUUGGUGCCGCGGAGACCCUUAUUGUUUUUGAGAACCUGGACAUCACCCGUUGGGUGCUCAAGCCCUCCGUUGGAUCUGACAUUAUCCUCCACACCUCGAAAUUCCAAGAGUCUAACAGAGAGCAAUUCAUGGACAAGGAAACUGGACAAGAGAUGGAGAUCGUCGAACAAGGCUCACUGCUUGAAUGGCUUGCCGAGAACUACAAGGAUUUCGGCGCCACACUGGAAUUCGUUUCAGACAAGUCCGGUGAAGGUAACCAGUUCGUCAAGGGCUUUGGUGGUAUCGGAGCAAUGCUUCGUUACAAGGUCAAUUUCGAGCAAUUGGCAGACGUUGACGAAGAUGACGAUGAUGAGUUUUACGAUGAUCUGUGCCCCACAUUCCCUCGCCGGUUCGAAGCUUCUCAGGGGACCAUCCAAGCUUCGUAA
Arthroderma uncinatum is the source of this 1371-nucleotide messenger RNA. RefSeq names its product eukaryotic peptide chain release factor subunit 1. Gene Ontology annotation, cellular component: translation release factor complex; cytosol. The transcript is spliced from 5 exons. Gene Ontology annotation, molecular function: sequence-specific mRNA binding; translation release factor activity, codon specific. The coding region runs from base 1 to 1371 and encodes 456 amino acids. NCBI's taxonomy places the organism in Eukaryota, Fungi, Ascomycota, Eurotiomycetes, Onygenales, Arthrodermataceae. Gene Ontology annotation, biological process: cytoplasmic translational termination. The record is from RefSeq and is a predicted model, not a curated record.